Messenger RNA from Paramecium primaurelia, 512 nucleotides. Lineage: Eukaryota; Ciliophora; Oligohymenophorea; Peniculida; Parameciidae. The record is from the annotation of a GenBank genome assembly.
AUGUAAAAUAAAUAAAAUUUUAUAGGUUUUGUUAAAGAAUAACUUAAAGGAGUUAAAGUUAAACAAACUAAAAUUGAAAAACAUGAUUUUAUGAAAACAUUAAAGAUGAUAGAAGAUUAGUUAUUAUAAUCAAUUAAAAUAGAUAAGAAGGCAAGUUGUGGAGAAAUAUAGCUUAAAAAAACAAAUCGAGAAGUAGAAUUGAAAUAAUAAAAACAAAUAAUCUAGCUUUAAUAAAAGCUUUCAUAAGCAUAAAAAGACUGCUAAGAUCUUAAAGAAUAAAAUCAUCAAAUAUAUACAGAAAUGAAAAAAUAAAAAUAAAUAAUAAAAUCUUUAGAAAGAGAAAAGUAAUAGUAUUAAAAAGACAAAGUAAUUUGGGAUAAAAAACUUUAAAAUUAAGAAGAGUUGUAUUCAACAAAUUUAAGAAUGACUGAUGAUGUUAAAAAGGUUUUAAAUAUGAUAAAUGAGGAUAUAGAUAGAGAAGCUGUGGUUAAAGCUAAGAAAAUGAAAUGAAG